AUGCCGUCAACUAUCUCUGCCAAAGCCCUCUCUUUGCUGGCUGCGUUUGGUGUCGUGAACGCGCUGCGUCCCAAUACUACCUCGAUCUGCGACUACUAUACUCCUCUCCUGCUUGGGAAGGAGAACACGCCUGCCAGUCAACAGCAACUCAUGGCCCUGAUCACCCAUACCUUCAUUCUGGGCAACUACACUACUCCUAACGUCGGCGUCAAAGUGGACGGGAUCGCAGGCCCCCAAACCUUCCAGGGUCACGACGUCAAUCUUUUGCCAUACUUCACGGGUGGCUACUAUUCUACCAAUGAGAACGGGAAGCCUGUCGCAAAGAACUGGCUUGACGAUGGAGGAGCUGGAGCAUUGCUUGCCAACAAGCCGGCCAACACAACGACCUCUAAUCAAUACCAACUCCUUACCCACGUAUACCAGUAUUUUGGUGAUUUCUACGGGUGUUCUCAACAGGGAGGUUCUGAGUUCCCCCACUACCAGGGCGUCGCUAGCAUGUGGGAGGUCCACAAAUUCAUGGACCCCAACCUUUGGGAAUCGGGCUACUUCAAUGAACAGAUUGUGCUUGCCGGAAAGUCAAUCGGAUUUGAAGAGCCAGACGUCAACUUUACCCGGGACGCUCUUGACCAGACGUUCACUUAUCGCUGCAUCCCUCCCGCUGCCGUCAUUCCCCCCUCCGCGGGACCUCAGCUGCAGACCAUCUGCAGUGAUAUCUACAGCUGCCCCCUUGCCGCGAAUGCCAACUGCUCUGCCUACCCUGACGACGGCGUCGUCCCUUAUCCCGAGAUUGCAAACGUUACCCUUCUGCAGGGAGUUCCCAAGGAGAAUGACACACUUGGUUUGAGCAGCACGUCGGCCUCUUCAUCUGCAGGCUCAUCGGCUACCGCUAGUGGGUCAGCAGCAACUCCCAGUACCUCUAGCAACAACGCAGCUGCUUACACUUUGGCCACAGGAAACCCGCUGAUGGUGGUUGGAAGCACGGUCGCCCUUUUUGGCAUGGCUCUCCUCCUGUGA
Fonsecaea nubica is the source of this 1014-nucleotide messenger RNA. RefSeq lists its product as hypothetical. The record is from RefSeq and is a predicted model, not a curated record. Lineage: Eukaryota; Fungi; Ascomycota; Eurotiomycetes; Chaetothyriales; Herpotrichiellaceae. The transcript has 3 exons. Bases 1 to 1014 code for a protein of 337 amino acids.